Messenger RNA from Trichosporon asahii var. asahii CBS 2479, 1248 nucleotides. RefSeq lists its product as uncharacterized. NCBI's taxonomy places the organism in Eukaryota, Fungi, Basidiomycota, Tremellomycetes, Trichosporonales, Trichosporonaceae. The record is from RefSeq and is a predicted model, not a curated record. The coding region runs from base 1 to 1248 and encodes 415 amino acids. The transcript has a single exon.
AUGUCGUCGAGCACGCACCUCGGCGUCACUGAGCUACCAUCUUCUCCGCGAAUCGAAUAUACAGCCUACCCGCACAUCAUCGAGAGCAUCCUGGCCCUCUCCGACCGCGCGACUCUCCUCCGCCUCCGCGCCACCUGCAAGGCUCUCAUGGCUCAAGCCCACCGAGCUCUGCACACGGGCCGCCUCCUCAUCGAAGUAGAGGGGAGCUUUAUAGACCGCCGCUCCCUCUCUCCCGAGUACGAGGCCGACUAUCCGCACUAUCCGGCGAGUUGGGCACCCAAGACACCAGCGGUCGUGAUGCGGAGCGGGAGGGGUGCGCUCCCCUUCCGCAGCGAGGAGGAGUGGACGUGGGCCUGUGCGCGCAGCAGCGCCGUUGAAAUCGACAGCGCGGCCCUGGCCGCCUCGUCCUGCGUGGCGCCUCAUGCAACGAGGGGCUUCGCCGUGCGCGAGUUUGACAACCCCGACGAAUUCGGUCUCGAAGCGCGCAAGGCCUCGAGCGUGUUCCCAAGCCGCCCCGUCCCCAGCACCCCUGACAGUGUGGGCAUGCAGGCGAGCCUGCUCCGUGCACUGGGACACGUUCCACGCUCUGCUGUUGUCACUAUCGACCACUCGGGCCGGAACGGGGCGCAGGGGACGCCGGCCUGGCUUCCUCCGGUUGACAGCCUCGUUUUCCUCCUGAAUCCCCGUUGCAAUUGCCUGCUCUUCGAGGGCGGAGCUGGUCCUAAUGGCCUCCUUCCGCCCACACAUUCGGCAAAGCACAUCACACUCCGAGUGCCGCCUGAACGGAAGUACAGUGAUUCGGAGGGAACGACUGGCUCGGGGAAUGAGAGUAGUGGGGUUGACUCGGACGAAUCGGAAGACAUGAGGGGUAGUCUCUGCGAGUCGUGGGGAGACAGCGACUCGGACAGCGACUUCAAGACCUGCCAGCUGACGUGCACGCUCGUGCGUCUGUCGCUUGAGCGUCUGACGUUCUCGGUCGAUCUGUACAUCGAGGAUCUCCGUCUCAUCAAGUACGACUAUGUCCUCACCGACCUCAUGUGCUUUCGCGGCUCUGCGAAAGCUCUUCGCACCUUUGACAUUGAGCUGCGCCAACGCAGUGUCCCCGACCACCCUGCCCCCGACGCAGAAAGGAAGCAGGAAUUGGCGGAACGCAUGCUCAGGACGGAGUGUGCCGCCUUCUUUGCAUUCGACGCCGGAAUGGUCAACAUCAGUUACAGCGAUGAGGCUGGACUGCGUAGACUCUGGUAG